UGAACGCCCAAGCAGGAAACCAACAAUGGAGGAGGAAGCAAAGGGAUUUGUGAGGCGUGUGCUGCUUUUCAAGGUCAAACCUGAAACCCCACCAGACCAAAUAGAGGAAGCCAUCAAGCGUUACUCCAAUCUCGUCAACCUCGUCGAAUCCUUGAAAUCUUGGCACAUGGGCACGGACGUGAGCAUCGAGAACUUGCAAGAAGGCUUCACCCACGUCUUCGAGCUCACGUACGAGAGCGCCGAGGGGGUUGCAGAGUACAUGGCUCAUCCUGCUCACCUCGAGUUCCACGAGCUGUUCUGGCCCCUUGUGGAGAAGGUAGUCGUGAUCGACUACAAGCUGACUCCUUUCCGUAACCCGAAUUAACAUCGCAUCGCAAACCUCUACCAGUGUUGUGUUCGAAUAGGAAGUCGUGUUGGGUAAGGUGAUUAGUAUGGUUCAGGCUUGAGAGACUUAGUCUUUGCAAAAUUGCGAAUAAAAAAUCAUGCUGUAUCACAAUGUGAAAUAUGUAGUAUCUAAGUUCAGAUUAAUGAAGGACAAACAUGGUCUGUCCAUUCUU
Rhodamnia argentea is the source of this 557-nucleotide messenger RNA. Its product is annotated as stress-response A/B barrel domain-containing protein HS1-like. NCBI's taxonomy places the organism in Eukaryota, Viridiplantae, Streptophyta, Magnoliopsida, Myrtales, Myrtaceae. The record is from RefSeq and is a predicted model, not a curated record. The transcript is spliced from 2 exons. Gene Ontology annotation, biological process: pollen tube adhesion. Bases 26 to 364 code for a protein of 112 amino acids.